UAGUCAUCAGUAACUCAGCUCCACAGGAAAAAAAUAGAAAAAUGUUUCCCAACCCUAUUCAAAUUGUUUGUUUCCGAGUGGUACAACCCAUCAUUGAUUUUCUGGGCUACCUGCUGAACGAAGUCCACUUCUUGGCGUUCCUAGCUGGGCUGGCUUUUCUUGGGAUUUUCCUGGGACUCAUCUUUGGUACCAUAACCGUUAUCUGGUACAAGUCCACACGCGAUGGAAAAAUUAAGGACUGUUGUGCCGAAAAAGAGUCGCUGGAUGUGAAGAAGAACAAUUGAGAUGUCGUUGUCGUUUUUAAAUAAGAACAGCUCUUGUGUUUGUGAAGAUCCAUAUUAAAUAUUAAAAUGUUUCCUAGAUAUUGUGUGACUGCGGGGUUCCAUCCCCUCAAAAAACACUAAACAUA
Molecule: messenger RNA, 409 nt
Organism: Drosophila ficusphila
Lineage: Eukaryota; Metazoa; Arthropoda; Insecta; Diptera; Drosophilidae
Exons: 1
Coding region: 42-284 (80 amino acids)
Source: RefSeq, a predicted model, not a curated record